GCGAUGCGGCACAGCUGAGAGAGAGGAUUGCGAACGUGGAGAGGCAGCGUGAGGAACUGUUGGCAGAGAAGGAGGAGAUAUCUCGUCACCUCGCCCACACACGCGCGCAGCUGAGCGGGAUAGAGAAAGAGUUGAUGGACGUGAAACACUGUCGUGAGCGUGAGAAGGAGGAGAUGAGGAGUGAAAUGGAGACGCUUCAGAUGAAUGCCUCACAGGAGAGAGAGACACUGAGCACGCAGCUGAGAGAAGCCGUGGAGACGUCGCAGAGGGAGAAGGAGCAGCUGGAGGCGGCGGCGGCGCAACGAGAGACCGACCUCGGCUCACGCUUACAGAAGAUGACGCUUACAGCGCAGUCACUCCAAACACAUAUAUCGCAGCAGGCAGGCCAGCUGGCAGAACAGGAGGGCAAGCUGGCAGAGACAUCGACCCAGCUGGCGGAGAAGGAAGCCACGCUGGCAGACGUAUCGGAUCGGCUGCGGGAAAGGGAGGGAGAACUCACGGAGGUGUCGGCACAGCUGGCAGAGAGAGAAGGCGAGCUGGCGGCAGCGUCGGCUCAGCUGGCGGACAGGGAGGGUGAGCUGGCAGCGGUGUCGGGCAGGCUGGAGGAGCGAGAGGGGGAGCUGGCGAGGGAGAGGGAGAAGAGCGGAGAGCUGGAGAGGAAGCUAGAGGAAGGUGACGUCUGUCUCGCCGACCUACAGCAGACGAUAGAGCGACUCGAGGCUGCAGAGCAGACGAUGCGAACCACUAUGCAGGAGGAGAUAGACAGACUGACGGAGGAGCGAGGGAAGGAUGCGGCGGAGGCGGCGGGGAUGCUGGCGAGGCGUGAAGCUGAAGCUGUAGAGAUUCAGCGAGAAGCGGAGGAGGCUGAGCAGCAGCUGCAACAGACUAAGCAGGAGCCUUGAAGCAUCGCCGUAACGAAGGCGGCGGACA
Messenger RNA from Priapulus caudatus, 930 nucleotides. Its product is annotated as putative leucine-rich repeat-containing protein DDB_G0290503. The record is from RefSeq and is a predicted model, not a curated record. NCBI's taxonomy places the organism in Eukaryota, Metazoa, Priapulida, Priapulimorpha, Priapulimorphida, Priapulidae. Bases 135 to 902 code for a protein of 255 amino acids. The transcript is spliced from 6 exons.